AUGAAAUUAAUAUCGGGUGUUAUAUUAUGGAUCUUUUGGUGCCUUUUUUCAGGGAAAUUAGUUGGAAUAUUACAAGGCUUAUAUUAUAAGAUGUGUCAACGUAUAGGCCGUAUAGAUAGAUUACCAGUUAACUCAGUGGAUUUUGAAAGAGAUAGGAAAAAGAUAUCAGUUUCUUUAAUUAUGCUUUAUUUUAUGUUUAUAUUGUGUAAAUUUUAUGUAAAAACAUCAGAGAACUUUUAUGAGAUCUUAAGAAUAUCACCAUAUAUUGUUAAUAAACGGGAGUUAAGAAGACGAUUUCACAAGAUGACGUUAAAAGUUCAUCCUGAUAAGAUUAAUAAUGGAGAUUCAAGAGAAUUUAUGACAUUACGUUUUGCAUACAAUGUUUUAUCAAAUGAAAGACAUAGAUUUGUAUAUGAAAGACUUGGAUCAUCAAUGAUUGAAUGGUCAGAAACGGUUUCUUUAUAUGAUGUUAUUUUUGAAAGUGUUAAAUCAACCUUGCAGUUUUAUGGGGGAAUAACAAUUGUUUUUUUAGUAUCAAAUUUUAUAGGAAUUAAGCCAUUGAAAAGAUUUUGGCAUUUUUAUAUAAUAGGACUAUGGUUUACAUUAGAAAUAUUGAGUAUUAUUCGAUCUCGUCCUAUAUUUCCUUUGAAUUUUAUUUUUCCAGGAAAACUUCCUUUUGAAUUUUUAACAACGGUUCAUGAUUUACUUAGAAUUUUCUUAUUGGCAUGGUCAGAUAUAGAAUUUAUUUUAUUUCCACAUGAAAAUGUUAUAGAUGUUUCAGAAGCUUCAAAACAAAUAUUUUCUCUAUCAUCAAUUUUACUUAAUGAAAGUAAUCAUCUUGUUAAAAUGGAGUAUUCUUCAUAUGGAAAUAAAUCAACUACAAAAAAUAGGAUUAAAGAAAGGAUUAAAGAAGUAGUUUUGGAAAAUAGAAUAAAUCUUGAACUUAAUUGA
This is a messenger RNA of Pneumocystis carinii B80, 951 nucleotides long. RefSeq lists its product as hypothetical. Gene Ontology annotation, molecular function: misfolded protein binding; protein-folding chaperone binding. NCBI's taxonomy places the organism in Eukaryota, Fungi, Ascomycota, Pneumocystomycetes, Pneumocystales, Pneumocystaceae. Gene Ontology annotation, cellular component: endoplasmic reticulum. Bases 1 to 951 code for a protein of 316 amino acids. The transcript has 4 exons. The record is from RefSeq and is a predicted model, not a curated record.